CACAAAUUUCAAAAAUCUUAAUUUAUUUUUUAAACUCCCAGUCUACUCAAACGGCGCCUGGCAAAUUGGGACGGAGGGAAUGAUUAAAUUUUUUAUCCCGCGCUUGCUUUAUAGGGUUUUAAAAACCUGAUCCCCUUCACUCACUCCCACACUCUCUCUCCCUUUCAAAAGAAUUGUCGCUAUUUUUGCCGUUAAAAAUGGCGCAAAUAAAGUUGACGGUAGGCGCGAUACCGAUGCUAUCGACCGGAAAAUGGAAGGAAGAGGAGUUUACACCGGUGUUACAGAUAACAGAUAUUCGGAGCUGUUUGAUUCAGAAUCAGAGGAGUAACAAUAACGAACGAUACACGAUUCUGUUAUCGGAUGGACAGUAUCUUCAACACGGGAUUUUAGCUAAGCAUAACAGCCAUCUUAUUUGGUCUCAACGGAUGAAGAAAGGAACUAUUAUUUACAUGAAAGAGUUCGUUCCUACUUUCAUCCAAAAUCGAACGAUCAUCAUUAUCAUUGAAUUAGAUAUUUUACUUGAGCUGUGUGAUCAAAUUGGAGAACCAAAGCAUUAUCUCAAAACUGAUGGUAGUACUGAGUUGUGUAGGCAAGCAAUGGUGCCCCAGUUGCCCCGGGUUGAUAUGGAGAAAGAAGCACUUGUGACUUGUGAUAUCUUGCGGACUCAAGAUGAAGAAAACCCGGCAAGAAAGAAGAGUAAGAUGAGUACCACAGUUGCUACAUCACCAGCAUUCGAGGUGACAGACCUUGAUGGUUCUGCGUCUGAGCGGACAGAUACACAUGCCACCACCUCGGCUGGGCCUACAUCUUCCAUACCUUCUACAGUUCGAGCUACCUCCAGGGCUACACCUGUUCUGUCAAAGGCCGGGAUUCUGAAACUUGGUCAACUAGCUGCUUCCACUGAUACUAGGGUGGUCGGACUUGAGAAGAGCAUCCCUGAGAUGAUCAGAAUGGCCUUGGCUCCACUUAGCACAUCAUUGAGUGCGGUGCCACAGAAGCAACAAGCCCAUGAGACCGCACUGGUUCUUUUGACUGAUCGAGUUGCUAGGUUGGAGGAGCGUGGGGGUGGUAGUGACUUGACCUCUAUUCGGGCGGACGUGACAAAGCUCCAGAGAGAGGUGGAGCACUUGAUGUCUGCGAAGAUUGAUUUCUUGAUAGCUGACCCACCUCAGGAGGAGGUACCGAAUCAGCACGACGAUAGGGACCCCAUCAUAGAGGAGAGGAGAUAGGCAUCGGUGAGACCCCUGAGGACUCUGAAAAGGGAGAUGAUGAUGAUGAUAAGAUCGAUGAAGAGGGCAAGUAUUUAAUAAUGUGUAGAAGCCCCAACACUAGUACAAAAAAAGCCUUUAGUGGCAAGUAUUUAAUAGCAAUUAGCUAAUUGCAGCUAAUGUAUUAUCUAAACUCAAAUAUCACGAGCAGUUCAGUUUUUGCCAGUAAUAAGUAUUUUUUAGGCGCAAUUUAAAUGAAUAGCCAGGGAAAGCUAAUACUGAAGUCAAUCUUUAUUAUUUGCAAUUCCCUCCAAUUUAUUUUCACUGCUAAUUAAAUUCCCUCCUU
Molecule: messenger RNA, 1554 nt
Organism: Lycium barbarum (goji berry)
Lineage: Eukaryota; Viridiplantae; Streptophyta; Magnoliopsida; Solanales; Solanaceae
Exons: 2
Coding region: 198-1229 (343 amino acids)
Biological process (GO): DNA replication
Cellular component (GO): nucleus
Molecular function (GO): DNA binding
Source: RefSeq, a predicted model, not a curated record